Molecule: messenger RNA, 2116 nt
Organism: Rhinichthys klamathensis goyatoka
Lineage: Eukaryota; Metazoa; Chordata; Actinopteri; Cypriniformes; Leuciscidae
Gene: kera
Product: keratocan
Exons: 3
Coding region: 40-1311 (423 amino acids)
Molecular function (GO): protein binding
Source: RefSeq, a predicted model, not a curated record
CAAACAUUUACACACACCCUUUUUCAACCUCACCAGCUGAUGUCAAAGGUUUGGCCUUGGGGAAGUUACACUGCUAACAAUAGUAAUCUAAUAAGGCUGUGUCUUCUGAUGCAUGUCUGGACCAGAAAGAAAGAGGGAGAAACUGCAGACUGGACUCAAACUGGAGAGGAAAGCAGGCGGACCAAGAGAUUGACUACAUCCCCAACAACAGAAACAGACACUUUGCCUCCACCUGCGCAAACCAAAAUCAGCUCUAUGACUGAGAUGAGCAGGUUAAACCUUACCAUGGAGUGGCUCAUGGUUGCAUUUGUAGCCCUACUUUUGGCCAGCCAAGUCCGCUCUGAUGAAGUUCCCUACGAGCACAUGAUCUCUCAGCUCCAGGCAUGUCCUAAAGAGUGCCACUGCCCUCCAAGCUUCCCUAACGCUGUCUACUGUGACAACAAGGGUCUGAAACGCAUUCCUGUCAUCCCUCCCUAUACCUGGUACCUGUACCUCCAGAACAAUCUCAUUGAUGUCCUCUCAACCGAUGCUCUGCGCAAUGCCACACAGCUUAGGUGGAUCAACCUCAACCGCAACAAAAUCACAAGUGAAGGCUUGGAGGUUGAUGCUCUUAAGGCUAUGUCUAACCUUGUACACCUCUACAUGGAAGACAACUUGCUGACUUCCAUUCCAUCUCCUCUACCUGUCAAAUUAGAGCAGUUACGGCUGUCCCGAAACAGAAUCUCAAAGAUCCCAGCCGGUGUCUUCUCUGGGAUGGACCAUCUCACCUUGCUGGAUCUGCAAAGCAACAAGCUUCAGGAUGAUGCAGUGACUGAGGUCAGUCUGAAAGGCCUCAACAACUUGAUCCAGAUCAAUUUAGCAAAGAAUCAGCUAAACAGCAUGCCCCUCGGCCUACCACACACAACUACACAGAUCUUUUUGGAUGGCAACAACAUUGAGAAGAUUCCGGUUGAGUACUUCAAGGGUCUUCCGAAAGUGGCAUCUCUCAGGCUCAACCGCAAUAAGCUGGCUAAUGGAGGUAUCCCAAAAAACGUGUUUAACCUUUCCAGCAUCCUGGAUCUACAGCUUUCUCACAACCAGCUCACAGAAGUGCCCGUUAUCUCUUCUGGCCUGGAGCACCUGCAUCUGGAUCACAAUAAGAUCAAGAGUGUGAAUAGCUCUGACAUCUGUCCACCUGAUACACUUGAUGAUUACCUUGGGGAGAACAGCCCACGUCUCCGUUACCUUCGCCUUGAUGGUAAUGAGAUCAAACCCCCCAUUCCACGAGAGCUGAUGAUGUGUUUCCGUCUCCUCAGGGCUAUUGUCAUAUGAAGGUGCCAGACCAUCUAGAUACUCCUGUCCAUUUCAUCUACCAGAACUGAAAAUGCAUGUAAACUAAAACACUUGAAAAUGGUCCAAUAAAGGACUAUCUUUUUGGAAAGUCAGUAUUAUUAAAAUAUUGAAAACUAUACACUGCUGAAAAGACCAGCCAAGACUGGAAUGAAUUUCCAUGCUGGUCCAGAUUGACUUAUGCUUGUUUGUACUGAACUAGUGCUGGUCUAGUGGGAACUACGCUGAAACUAAGCUGAUACAACUGUUUUACUAGCAUGAUCUUUCUGGUGGAGUUUUUGGCCAAGAAAGCACAUCUAGUUAAGCUGGUUAAAAAGCUGGGUGGGGAUACCAGUAUCCAAAAUAUGAGAUAUUCUGGGGGUCUCCUGUUCUGGUCUUUUCAGCAGGGUUGAGAUCCAUAAGACUGGUUCAUAUGUGCAUUUGUGAAUGGUUUCUCAUGGCUGUAUUAGAAAACCACUGUGCCUUCCUUAAUUCCAUGCAUAUGGGAAACUAGCAGGCUAAGCUCCUAAAUAUAAUUGUCCUCAUUUGCAUGUAAUGCCAUUUCCCCAUCUUGUGCAGAAGUUGGGUUUUUUUUCAAACAAAUCGAUCUUAGUAGGUGUACCACCCAAAAACUUUUACCUCACCACACAAUUCUGGGGUGUUUUUGGACAGAAGAGUUGUGGUCUAAUUAUGGAGCCACAUUUUCUGGUAGUGAACUUAGUACAUAGCGGUGGUUUAUUGUAUUUUAUUGAAUGCAUGGUAACUCUUAGUAACAGUACCAACAGAAGUUUGAAAUAAGAGAAACUUU